This is a messenger RNA of Maudiozyma barnettii, 165 nucleotides long. RefSeq names its product Mco6p (gene MCO6). The transcript has a single exon. The record is from RefSeq and is a predicted model, not a curated record. NCBI's taxonomy places the organism in Eukaryota, Fungi, Ascomycota, Saccharomycetes, Saccharomycetales, Saccharomycetaceae. The coding region runs from base 1 to 165 and encodes 54 amino acids. Gene Ontology annotation, biological process: outer mitochondrial membrane organization.
AUGGGUAUAACACUGAUAUUCAAACAAAUUCGGGGCAUUUUUGCCCAAUCCCACAGUAAGUCUGAACAAGUCAGGUUAUCAAGGAGAGCGUUCUUCCAGUUACUGGGGUACUUAGGAGGAUGUGUAAUCAUUUCUCUGGCAACACAAUCACAGUACCUUGAAUGA